This is a messenger RNA of Pimephales promelas (fathead minnow), 3953 nucleotides long. RefSeq names its product cadherin 10, type 2a (T2-cadherin) (gene cdh10a). Gene Ontology annotation, molecular function: calcium ion binding; cadherin binding; beta-catenin binding. Lineage: Eukaryota; Metazoa; Chordata; Actinopteri; Cypriniformes; Leuciscidae. The record is from RefSeq and is a predicted model, not a curated record. Gene Ontology annotation, cellular component: adherens junction; catenin complex; plasma membrane. Gene Ontology annotation, biological process: calcium-dependent cell-cell adhesion; cell morphogenesis; cell-cell adhesion mediated by cadherin.
AAGAGAGACAGAGAGAGAGAGAGAGGCAGCUGGAGUCUCACACACAACUGUAGUCAGUCUUGGAAUCUGAGCGCUGCCAAGAGGCGAGCAUAGAAGCCAGCGUCGUUCUUCCAUGAGGAUGACAUGCUCUCAGAAGAGCACAGGAGGCUGUUUUGUUAAGGGAAUCAAAGGAGGAUCAAAGGCGAUUCUACAAUGUCAGGGUUGCUGAUGUUGCCAUUUACAUCGCUUUCAAUUCAGCACUGCUCAUCCUGCUUAGCUUAUUCAUAAGGAGUCGCUGUCAUCGUGACGAUCGAUUGGCUGCAAUGAUAAUGAAUCACUUCUUUUGGCUGCUUCCACUGGUCUUUCCGCACCUGAGCUCUCCAGUCAUAUUGCUAGAGAGGAAUGAUGGGAAUCUCUUUCACAACUGGAACCAUCUGAUGGAAGGAGAUAAAAUGGUGCUGCACAGAUCCAAAAGAGACUGGAUGUGGAGGCAGUUCUUCCUGUCGGAGGAAUACACAGGAAGUAACUAUCAGUAUGUCGGCAAGCUUCGCUCAGACAAAGACAUAGGGGACGGAACUGCCAGAUAUGUUCUCUCCGGAGAAGGAGCAGGCACAGUAUUUCGUAUCGAUGAGAAGUCUGGGGAUUUACAUGCUACACAGAGACUGGACAGAGAGGAAAAGGCCUCUUACACACUGCAGGCACAGGCUUUCAACAAGAUCACGGGCCUCCCCCUGGAGCCUGCCACUGAAUUCAUUGUCAAGAUACAUGACAUCAAUGACAAUGAGCCCAAAUUCACCAGGGCUGUCUAUUCUGCCAGUGUACCCGAAAUGUCAGAUGUCGGUACUUUUGUAAUAGAAGUCAAUGCCACUGAUGCAGAUGAUGCCACAUACGGGAACAGUGCUAAACUCGUGUACAGCAUCCUACAAGGGCAGCCCUACUUCUCUGUGGAUCCGGAGACAGGAAUUGUCAGAAUAGCCCUUUCCAGUAUGGACCGGGAAGUGCGGAAGGAGUAUCAGGUUGUUAUUCAGGCCAAAGACAUGGCAGGACAGAUGGGGGGUCUGUCUGGAACCACCAUGGUCAACGUUACCCUUACAGAUGUUAAUGACAGCCCGCCACGUUUUGCUUACAGUUCUUACCACCUAAGCACUUAUGAGUCGGCAGAAAUCGGAUCAACUGUGGGCAGAAUAAAAGCCAAUGAUGGUGAUGAGGGAGAAAAUGCUGAAAUGAAAUACAGAAUUGUAGAAGGAGACGGCAAAGAAUAUCUAGAUAUAAUUACAGAUGAGAUAUCCCAAGAGGGUGUUAUCGUUGUCAAAAAGAAACUGGACUAUGAAAGCAAGCGCGUGUACACUGUAAAAGUGGAGGUGACUAACACACACCAGGACCCCAACUUCUUUCAUCUGGGCCCAUUCUCUGACACAGCUAUCAUCAAGGUCACAGCCAAAGAUGUCGAUGAGCCUCCUAUCUUCAGCAGGCCUCAGUAUGUCUUUGAGGUCAAUGAGGACACACCAAAAGGAACAGCGAUCGGAACUAUUACAGCUUGGGACCCCGAUGCCAUAAAUUUCCCAAUUCAAUAUGCCGUAGAUCACCACACAGACCCAGAGAGACUCUACCACAUCGACCCCAAGAAUGGAUCCAUCACAAUUCUUAAGUCUCUUGACAGGGAGGUGUCAAAGUGGCACAACAUCUCAGUCCUGGCUAGUGAGAUGAAUAACCCUCAUCAAAGAAGCCGUGUUCCUGUUUUAAUAAAAGUUUUGGAUGUGAAUGACAAUGCCCCAGAAUUUGCCAUGAUUUAUGAGACAUUUGUGUGUGAAAAAGUCAAAGCUGGGCAGCUCAUACAGACUAUCAGUGCCAUCGACACAGACGAACCUCUUGUGGGUCACAAAUUUGUAUUCAGCUUGAGUUCGAUGAAUCCAAACUUCACCAUAUUUGAUAAUGAAGAUAACACAGCCAGAAUCCUGACCAGAAGAAGUGGAUUUAACAGGCGUGAAAUGAGUGUCUACUAUCUGCCAGUAGUUAUCUCCGACAGCGACUACCCCAUCCAGAGCAGCACCAGCACUUUGACCAUUCGUGUGUGCAGCUGUGACGCCACCGGCAACAUUCGUUCCUGCAGUGUUGAUGCGUUGCUGCUCUCUGCUGGCCUCAGCACUGGGGCGCUAGUGGCGAUACUUCUCUGCAUCCUCAUCCUUCUUAUGAUUGUGGUGCUGUUCUCAGCUUUAAAGAAGCAGAGGAGGAAGGAACCGCUGAUCAUCUCCAAAGAGGACGUCAGGGAUAACGUAGUCAGCUACAACGACGAGGGGGGCGGCGAGGAGGACACGCAAGCCUUUGACAUCGGCACACUGCGCCACCCGGAGGUUAUGGAAAGCAACAAGCUGCGGCGCGACAUCAUCCCUGAGAUGCUGUUUCCCUAUCACAGAUCUUCACCCAUGAAGGAGUGUGCGGAUGUUAGAGACUUCAUUAUUAGCAGACUGCAGGACAACGACACAGACCCUUUCGCACCUCCAUAUGACUCUCUCGCCACUUAUGCUUAUGAGGGCAAUGGAUCAAUCGCUGAGUCAUUGAGCUCUCUGGAGUCCUCUGUGACUGAGGGAGACCAUGAAUAUGAUUACCUCUCUAACUGGGGGCCGCAGUUUAAAAAACUUGCUGACAUGUACAUUGGAAAGGAUACGACAGUUGCCAAUUAGCCUAGGCUACCAUUCAAUGACUUUCAUAUUCUCUGUAUGUACGCUCGGAUUGCACUCUGGGCUGUGAGGCAUAACUUGAAAGAAGAACUUGAAUAACAAAAAAGAAUUCUUCACACAUGAAAUCUUUUUUUUUCUUUUUUUUUACCAACACAAGCGGAAUUUCACUUUUAUGAUGGAUUUUUUUUUUUUUUUUUUUUUUUUUGUGGACAGUGUUGUGGUAAGGUGAUUUUGUGUUUAAAAGAGAAGUGAUGGUGAUUUUGUUUUUCAUUCACUGUUGCAGAAAAAAAAAAAAACUUGACAGAGGAGCAAAAUGAAUUAAUGAGUUUGUGACUUUAAAAACAUGGACAGUGACAAGACUGCCUUCGUCUUAUGACAGAUUGUAAAGGACCCUUCCCUGUUCCUCUACGGCCCUGUCCCAAAUGGAAUCACACGUUUAUGACGUAAUGCCUCUUUGACUCCUUGACUGUUGAGUAGACGUCUGCUGUGGAGCUUGCUUUAGUUUAGUGAGGCUUCCGCAAAAGUUUGCAUCAUGAGCACAUAUCAGCCGCAAAGGGACCCUUCUGAAACCUAAAAUGACAAAUGGGACACCCUACCGCCUUUUGGACUUAACGGACGUGUUUGCGGCAGCCGUUGUGUCCACGAGACCGCAAAUGCACAUGAAGUGUGCCAUUUGGGACGGGGCAAUCCUUUGACGAUGCUGGCGUAACUAGGAAUUCAGCAUCACAAAUCACGCUGUGCUACAAUGGCAUUUUUCAUGGUUCCAUGACAUCAUGUGAAAAUUAAGUGGGUGUAUUUAAGUUCUAUAAAGUCAGUCUUCAGAAUUUAUGUCUGCCAUACAUGUUUUUAACAACCUAAGGGUGAGUAAAUGAUGACAGAAUGUUAAUUUUUGGGUGAACUGUUUUUUUUUUUUUUUACAGGAUUUUACAUAGAGGGAUUUCAGUUAUAUUGGCUACAAUUGAAUGUGAGUGGAGAAAUGUUUCUUCACAGAUUUGGCCUCUCUACACAUCUUGUGAAGUGCUCCCUUGUUGAAACAUAAUUGCAGCAUUAUCAUUACAGCACUGAAAGCUUACCGAGGAACGUGGGACUAUUUCUACAUAUCUUUGAAACGUUGUUCAAUUCAACUACAUUUGUUUGUGUGAAGUUUGCUUAAUUUGCAAAACUGCAGAUUACGCUAAAAUCAAAUAGAAGUGUCACAAAGAAUUCUGCAGCACUCUGAGCUUGUGUGAAUGAAAAUUGUCAAAGUGUUUUAUAUCCACAUUUUUUAAGUAUAUAUUUUAAUAAAAAAUAUGAAUG